AUGUAUUCAGGUCAGUGCCUUGAUCUACACUAUGGCAACGACGCAGAACGCAUUCUCACGUCGUUUGGUCUGGAUGCACGACAGCGGCAAGAAUACGACACUGUUCUGGAAAAAUUUGAUGAGUACUUUGUGCCAAAACGCAAUAUCAUCCACGAGCGUGCACGAUUUCACGCCAGAAAUCAGAAACCGGACGAAAGUAUCGAAGAAUACAUUAGAGAUUUAUACGAGCUCGCUGCAAAGGCAGACGUAAGAGACAAAGAUGAAGCUAUCAGAGAUCGCCUCGUGUUAGGGAUCCUCGACAGAGACUUGUCCGAAAGAUUACAAUUAAAGGCAGACUUAACACUGCAAGACGCCAUCUUGCAGGCAAGGCAAUAUGAGCAAGUGAAAGCACAGCUUUCUGACCAGCGUCGCACAAAUGUGAACGCAGUGCAAUCCAAGAAAAGUGCCUCUGGUGGUGUACAUAGUCAGUGCAAAGGUGCAACUGGCAGUUCGCGCGGCUUCAGUGGUCGUCGUCGUGGUAGAGCAGAAAAGAGUGACUUUGCAUCGUCAGCAGUUAACGUGUCAAGCUGUACUCGUUGUGGCAGACGGCACGCUAGAACAUGUGUGUGCCCAGCUCAGGGAAGAAAGUGUAACAAGUGUGGUAGGCUUGGACACUUUGCUACAGUGUGCAGAACAAAGUUAGUGCAGGCACUUGAAGAAAAACAAGUAAAGGAACAUUUUGUAGGGACUUUGUGCAGUGACAGUAGAGAACCACCGUGGACAACUGUAUUACAGUUUGGCGGUUGUGAUGUCAAGUUCAAAAUUGACACAGGGGCAGAUGUUUCUGUCAUUUCAUCUACACAGUACAAAAGGUUGUCACCAUGUCCCAAGCUAUUGAAGACCAAUGUAGUGUUAAAGAGUGUAGGAGGAGUCCUGAAGUGUGAUGGACAGUUCAUUACUACAACAAGAAUUCAUGACCAGCUUCAUGUACUGAAAGUGUUUGUUGUGCAAGCAAUCACUGAAAAUCUGCUUAGUAGAGAAGCAGCAUCCAGAUUAGGUUUAGUGAAGAGGAUAGAGGCUGUCAAUGCCUUAUUUGGAAAACUUGACAAGAGGCCUGUGCAGUGUCCUCCAGUCAAAAUCAUCUUGAAAGAAAACAUUGAGCCAUACAGUGUUCAUGCAGCAAGGAGAAUACCAAUACCAUUGCUGGACAAGGUCAAGGAAGAAUUAAAAAGAAUGCAGGAAACAGGGAUUAUAGAGGAAAUAACAGAGCCAACAGAUUGGUGCUCUCCCAUUGUGCCAGUAAUGAAGAAAUCAGGUAGCAUACGUAUUUGCGUUGAUUACAAGAAGCUCAAUACUGCAGUGAAGCGGGAGCGGUAUGCCUUGCCAACACUGGAAGAUAUUUUACAUAAGCUUUCUGGAUCAGCAGUUUACAGCAAGCUGGAUGCAACAUCAGGUUUCUAUCAGAUUCCCCUUGAUCCAGAUUCUGCAAAACUUACUACAUUCAUCACUCCAUGUGGGAGAUAUUUCUUCAAGAGAUUACCAUUUGGUAUUUCAUCAGCUCCAGAGAUUUUUCAGAGGACCAUGGAGACUAUCCUAAAGGAUGUACCCAACAUAAUCUGCUAUUUUGAUGAUAUCCUUGUUUAUAGUGAGAAUGAACAAGCUCACGAGAAACAUCUUGAGAGAGUCAUGAAAACACUUGCCAGUGCUAACCUGAAACUCAACUAUGAGAAAUGUGAGCUCAGGAAGCAUGAGAUUGAAUUUUUGGGUCAUAGAAUCAGCAAGAAUGGAAUUUCACCAGACCCAGGAAAGGUUGAAGCAAUAAUCGCCAUGCCAGAUCCAACUAAUGUACCCGAGUUGAGGAGGAUGCUGGGCAUGUGCAACUUCUUAGGGCGGUAUUUGCCAAGUCUGUCUACAGUACUUCAGCCGUUGACGCAAACUGCUGGGGAAGGAUCGAGAGUGGAGUUGGGCUCAAUGCAAGUCAAAGCAAUGGCAGAUGUGAAGAAACUGCUUACUUCAGCACCAACGCUAGCAUUCUACGAUCCGGCAAAGCUUACAAUUGUCAGCUCAGAUGCUAGUAGUUAUGCAUUGGUGGCGUGUUGCUACAGCAGCAUCCAGAAGGUCUCAAAGCUGUGGCAUAUUGUUCAAGAACAUUGA
This is a messenger RNA of Pomacea canaliculata, 2133 nucleotides long. RefSeq lists its product as uncharacterized. The transcript is spliced from 2 exons. Lineage: Eukaryota; Metazoa; Mollusca; Gastropoda; Architaenioglossa; Ampullariidae. Gene Ontology annotation, biological process: proteolysis. The record is from RefSeq and is a predicted model, not a curated record. Bases 1 to 2133 code for a protein of 710 amino acids. Gene Ontology annotation, molecular function: zinc ion binding; aspartic-type endopeptidase activity; nucleic acid binding.